Messenger RNA from Botrytis sinoallii, 594 nucleotides. RefSeq lists its product as uncharacterized. The record is from RefSeq and is a predicted model, not a curated record. Bases 1 to 594 code for a protein of 197 amino acids. Gene Ontology annotation, molecular function: oxidoreductase activity. The transcript has a single exon. NCBI's taxonomy places the organism in Eukaryota, Fungi, Ascomycota, Leotiomycetes, Helotiales, Sclerotiniaceae.
AUGACUACAGCUUUCACUGUCCUCUAUUGCCACGGCUAUGAAUCGUCUCCUGCAAAGUCGGCUGGUGUACUUGCAAUUGGUGACUGUGCUUCACCCCAUUUAGCUCUUCAUCUAGCUCGUCAGGCACUUCGAUUGUCUGAAAAUGUCACGAUAUAUACGCACGGAAACGAUGCCUUAGCUGAAGAAAUAGAAGCUGCAAAAGUUGCGUCAAAUCCGAAUGACAACUCCAAGUGUCGCAGUAAAAUCGAAAUCUGCAAUUACUCGAUUCAGAAAUUCAUUCCAAAUGAUGAUCCAUCGUCUGGUCUCACUGUUUCUUUUCACAAAAAUGGUGGGGCGGGGCCGGAAGAUCAUACACACGCAUUCCUGCUUCACAAACCAGUAACCGAGCAGACCAACGAUCUUGCUCAUCAACUCGGGAUCGAAUUAACCGAGCAAGGAGAUCUUAAGGUCACGGCGCCUUUCAACGAGACAAGUGUAAGAGGGGUGUUUGCAACUGGAGAUUGCGCGUCAAUGUUAAAGAAUGUUGUAGGUGCUAUGUAUAGUGGGACUUGCGCUGCUACUGGUGUUGGCUCUCAGAUUCAAGGAGAAGAUUGA